Molecule: messenger RNA, 2683 nt
Organism: Drosophila grimshawi
Lineage: Eukaryota; Metazoa; Arthropoda; Insecta; Diptera; Drosophilidae
Product: synaptotagmin 1
Exons: 11
Coding region: 390-1796 (468 amino acids)
Biological process (GO): regulation of calcium ion-dependent exocytosis; synaptic vesicle endocytosis; calcium ion-regulated exocytosis of neurotransmitter
Cellular component (GO): synaptic vesicle membrane; dense core granule; axon
Molecular function (GO): phosphatidylserine binding; clathrin binding; calcium ion binding
Source: RefSeq, a predicted model, not a curated record
UGAACAUCGACCGUGGAAGUUGACUGCAAGUACAACACGCUGCACUGAAGUGUUCAAAAUACAUGUGAGACUAGCAGCGCUAAGCAAAGGCCUCACUAGCCAAGCAGCACAACACACAUUCAGUCCCCUCACAUCAUUCACAUGAUUCGUCUGCCAGCAGCCCUGAGAGCCUGAGACCGUCUUGAGCCUUCCGCCCUCCAGCCGGAUCAGCGUAUCAACGUUUACGCUUCGUUUGACGUUGCUCCAAGCCCAACAGCUACUAGCAACAGCAACAACAUAAAACAACAGAAAACAGCCUUAACUACAACAAACAGUAAACAAUUUGGCUUUGCGGCUACGACAAACAUUGGCAACAUUGUCUAAAGAAAUAGAAAUAAACACAGUGCAGAAUGCCGCCAAAUGCAAUAUCGGAAACGGAGUCAGAGCCGGCGCCUGUGGCAGAUGCUGAGCCUGCAGCAGAAUUGGAGACGGCCAAUCAGAAGCUGGAAGAAACGACACAUCACUCCAAGUUUCGGGAAGUGGAUCAGCAGGAGCAACAGGCAGCCGAGAGUCAAAGAAUUGCACAAGUGGAAACAACAUUAGCACCAAAAACAACAACAGAGCCCGAGGAAGAAGCUACUACCACCUCUGUGCCGGUAAUCAAAAAGAUUGAGCAUGCCGGCGAAGUGGUCACCGAGGCAAUUGCUGAACGUACCGGCCUGCCCACAUGGGGCGUUGUGGCGAUUAUAAUACUCGUAUUCCUCGUCGUCUUUGGUAUCAUAUUUUUCUGUGUGCGCAGAUUCCUUAAGAAACGAAGAACCAAAGAUGGUAAGGGUAAGAAGGGUGUCGAUAUGAAAUCGGUACAGUUAUUGGGAUCGGCAUACAAAGAGAAAGUUCAGCCUGAUAUGGAGGAACUAACCGAAAAUGCCGAAGAGGGCGACGAAGAGGACAAACAGAGCGAACAAAAGCUGGGGCGACUCAACUUUAAGCUUGAAUACGAUUUCAAUUCGAAUAGUUUGGCCGUUACUGUAAUACAGGCCGAGGAAUUGCCCGCCUUGGACAUGGGCGGCACCUCAGAUCCCUACGUCAAAGUCUAUCUGUUGCCGGACAAGAAAAAGAAGUUCGAGACAAAGGUGCAUCGCAAAACGUUGAGUCCCGUCUUCAAUGAAACAUUCACUUUCAAGAGUUUACCCUAUGCUGAUGCCAUGAAUAAAACGCUCGUCUUUGCCAUAUUUGACUUUGAUCGAUUCUCGAAACAUGACCAAAUCGGCGAGGUGAAGGUGCCGCUCUGCACCAUUGACUUGGCGCAGACCAUUGAGGAAUGGCGUGAUCUAAUCAGCGUUGAGGGUGAAGGCGGACAGGAAAAGCUUGGUGACAUUUGCUUCUCGCUACGCUACGUGCCGACCGCCGGAAAACUAACGGUUGUCAUUCUCGAGGCCAAGAACUUGAAGAAGAUGGACGUGGGCGGAUUGUCUGAUCCAUAUGUGAAAAUUGCAAUCAUGCAAAAUGGCAAACGUUUGAAAAAGAAGAAGACAAGUAUCAAAAAAUGCACCCUCAACCCUUACUAUAAUGAGUCGUUCUCAUUUGAAGUACCAUUUGAACAAAUACAAAAAAUCUGUCUUGUUGUUACCGUUGUGGAUUACGAUCGUAUUGGCACCUCUGAGCCCAUUGGACGCUGUAUACUCGGCUGUAUGGGAACUGGCACUGAGCUGCGCCAUUGGUCCGAUAUGUUGGCCUCGCCACGUCGACCCAUAGCACAAUGGCAUACUCUGAAGGAUCCCGAGGAAACUGACGAAAUACUUAAGAAUAUGAAGUAAACGCUACAUGGAUGACAAAUGCAGAAUUAUAGCAAACCUUAGCGUAUAUAUGAAACAAGGAAACCAAAGAGAACUCAAGCGAACCGUCAACAUUCUAAUCGUAUGCAUCAUCAGCUAUUCUAUUGAUAUACAACAACCUCAACAGCCUACAACAACAAACAACAACAAUCAAAUCAAAUAUCGUAGUUUUUGCAAAUUGUUCAUUCCGUAAAGUUAAUCAACGACAAAAAGGGGAAGAACAUCUAAUGAGAAAAACCUUUCAAAUGAGAUCUAGAAAUUUAAGUUUUGUUCACAUUGGUUGAUCCAUCACACAAUUUAAUACUUAACAACUUUUCGGAUUAAUCAAAUUUGUUUCAAAUUAAUGCAGACUUAUAUUCGUUUUCAAGUCUAGGACUACAAAUAUUGUUGUCACCAAUUUAAAAAACGCGAAACUAAAGUUUAUUGAGCAUAAAUAAAAAUCUACGAGUAUGUUAAACAAUUUUAUUCAAAAAGUCUAUAUACUCAAUACAUAUAUGCAUACAUUUAUUUAACGGUAAAAAGGAAGGUAAAUCAUCACUUUAAAAACUUAAGUUAUAUUCAUUUGUAAUAAGUCGAGUAUAAAUAAAAAAAUAUAUAUUAACCGUUUUCAUUUUGAUUAAUAGACAAAAAAACUGUUGAAAGUUUAUUAUUAAAUCAAUAAAAAAUAUUAGAGAUAAUGAAAUCUAAUAACAACAAAGAUGAACAUAAACUGUUAUGAAAAUUAUUUAUUAUAUUUAAUUAUUGAGCAUUAUGUAUUACUGUAACUGUGUAAGUACAUAGACAUCAACAUACAUGAGAGUACAUAACAGACAUAUGAAAGGAAGAAACCAAAACCAAAACUAAUGAUGAAAAAACAAAAAAAAAACCAA